Molecule: messenger RNA, 12669 nt
Organism: Magnusiomyces paraingens
Lineage: Eukaryota; Fungi; Ascomycota; Dipodascomycetes; Dipodascales; Dipodascaceae
Exons: 4
Coding region: 1-12669 (4222 amino acids)
Biological process (GO): microtubule-based movement
Cellular component (GO): dynein complex
Molecular function (GO): dynein light intermediate chain binding; minus-end-directed microtubule motor activity; ATP hydrolysis activity
Source: RefSeq, a predicted model, not a curated record
AUGGCUUCUGCCACAGCUUUAGACCCGGACGACUCUGAAGUCUUUUCCGAGCCUAAAGUUCCUGAUCCCGUCAAUCCUCUUUCUUUAGCAGGAUAUAUCAAUGACGUUAUUGCCACUCUUCUCGAGGAUCCAACUGCAACUAUUCUCGACCCGGCUUCUACGCCUCUUGUGUUAAAACUCUGCUCAGCAUUUGCCGCAGAUUCUUCUACAGCUGUCAUAUUCAUCAUUAGAGAUGCUCAUAUUGACCCAGAAGAUGAAACCACAUACUACACCUACCGAAUCGAUACUACACCAUCAAUCACUACAGAUUCCACACAAUGCAUUGCAGUCAUCAAGGAUCCUACUCCAAUUGACUCUUCUCACGCCUUUCACUCUCGUCUACAGACUCUUCUCCUCCCAUUACCAGCAGCGCAACUUGCUGAGGGUGCGACCAGCCCUUAUGAAGCCCUUCAUUCUAUCAUCCGUUAUGCCAUCAGUCCAUUUUUUGAGGCCUCUGCACAGCUUUCUUCCGCUUCUUCUACAGACAAAGCAGCCACCACUGCCACAGCUGCUGUUCCUGCAACUCGCCGCAAAAUUGCUGAACUUGAACUUUCCCUGCUUCAUCUUCAACAAAAUGUAGAGAUUCCAGAACUCACUCUCAAUAUUCAUCCUACCAUCGAACAUGCAUUACUUUCCCUUUCGCCAGAGGAUGAUUUUCCACCAUCAAUCGAUUUGAUUCCUGCUCAAUAUCUUACAGAUACUGAUUUUCUCAACACUCUUCAGUCUAACGUCAAUGGUUGGAUCAAAUCGAUCCAGGGUACAACUCGCAUGAACCGGGACCCUUACACCGGAUCAGCCACCCAAGAAAUUAACUUUUGGCUCUCUAUGGAGACAGCUUUAAAACAUAUUGAUGAUCAGCUUCAAGGCCCCGGUGUUUCUCUUACCCUUGCUAUUCUCCGCAAUGCCAAACGUUUUCACGCCACUGUCAGUUUCCUUUCCGAUACAGGUAUUAAAGAAGCUUCGGAAACAGUUGCAAAAUACAAUCAACUCAUGCGCGACUUUCCUCUUGACGAUCUCAUUUCCGCAACUUCUCUAAAUGGGGUGCAACGUGCCCUUUUACUCAUUUUUUCUCAUCUAAACAAAAAACUCAGAAUUACCCCAUACCCUGCAUGGCGUGCCUUGGCUCUUGUCGAGGGUAUUUCUGCUGAUUUCAACGCUUCUCUACAAUCUAUUCUUAACACUACCCGUCUUAUGCAUCUUGACUAUUCCACAUUCCUUUACACUAUAAACCAAGCCAAUGACAUUUUUGUUGUCUGGGACGACCAGUUCAAGGAGUUUGCCAACGUUGCUCGUGAAGUCAUUCGCAAGCGUUCUGAAAAAUUUAUUCCCAUCCGUCUCAAUGCCAAAUAUCUUAAGACUAAAGAGAGACUUGAUUAUAUCACAUCCUUCCGUAAGCGUCACCAGGAACUUAGAAAUACUCUUGCACGUGUGCUUGGUGCAGGAAAAACCCAACUUGUGGGCCUUGAAGGCCUUGAUCCUCUUGACGAGAUUGAAGAAGCAUAUUCUAUUUUAAAGAAUAUUAAUGCUUUGGAUACUACCCAGGAUGGCGUCUACACAUGGAACAAGGCUGAAAAAGAAUACGAAGAACGCACUACUCGUGUUGAAAAUGCAAUCAUUGCAAUGCUGAGGGACAGACUAGCUACGGCUAAAACCUCAAACGAAAUGUUUCGGGUUUUUUCAAAGUUUAAUGCUUUGUUUGUUCGUGCUUCUAUCCGUGGUGCAAUUCAAGAAUAUCAAUCACGCCUUAUUGAAAACGUCAAGGCAGACAUUGCCACACUUCAAAAUCGCUUCCGUCUCCAGUACUACAACUCUGAAGCCUAUGAAAUGUCCAAGAUUCGUGAUAUCCCACCAGUUUCGGGCAGCAUCAUUUGGAUCCGUCAGAUUGAGCGCCAGCUUAAUACCUAUAUGAAGCGCGUCGAGGCUGUCCUAGGUAAAGGAUGGCAACACUAUGCAGAGGGUCAGAAACUUCAUGCAGAAAGUGUUUCCUUUCGCCAAAAGCUUGAUAGCACUCCCAUAUAUGAGGCUUGGCUUGCCUCCAUUGCUCAAAAACCCAACCUUAGCAUUAGCGGCCAUCUCUUCCGCGUAUCCAAAUCACGAAAAUCAGGAACGGCUGUUUAUGAGCUUUCUGUUAACUUUGAUCCAGAGAUCAUCACCCUCUUUAAAGAAAUUCGCAAUCUUACAUGGCUCAAGUUCCCGGUCCCCCAUUCUCUUAAUGCCGUCUCCAAGGAUGCAAAAUGCGCAUACCCUUUCGCCGUUGGCCUCAUAGACACUUUGAAAACAUUUUUCAAUACCCAGACUGUCAUUGAAAAGUUGCCUUCAAAAACCAGUGGCCUACUCAAUGGAUAUGAGAAUGAUGUCUAUAAUCUUUUAUCAAAGGGAAUUGCCAUUUCCUGGGAAUCUUUUAUCCACGAUUCGAUGUUUGACAAGGAUACUCGCCAUACAAAGUUUGUUCAAAAGCUCGAGACAAGUGUCAAGAUACUUGAAUCUAAAACUGACCAAGCUGCAAUCACAUACUCUACUAUUUCGUCAUCUCUUUCUCAGCUCAAAUCAUGCCCUUUUGGAUACGAUUCUUUCCAGUCGUGUCUUGUACAAAUUCAGGAACAAGUGGAUAAACUCAAUCUAGACGGCUAUGCUAACAUCCGGGAUUUUGUACACAACCUUAACAAUGAGAUUGAACAGAUUCUAAUUGAGCGCUGCCGCACGGUGGUCAAUCAAUGGAAUGCAUCUUUUGACCAACCCGAGCUUGCUAAAACUCUUGGCGUUCCCAAUGAUAUCCGUGUUCAUGAACUCAUUCUAAAAAACCGCGUCAUUUCGCUUUAUCCUCCCAUUGAAUCUGCACGAAGCUCAUGGCUCUACAAUUUUCAGGAGAAUGUAAAUUGUGCAUCACGCCUUAAAAUGAUCAAAUCAGACCGAUUCGAUCUCCAACUAAAAGCCCAGCAGCAAUCAAAUGCUACAUUCUCUGAUAUUCCAAAUCACUUAAGCCACGAAAUCAGCAAGACACUUGUUUUGAUUGAACACCACAUUCACAAUGCCGAGGUUUAUCUUGACAAUUGGUAUCAGUUCCAAUCUCUCUGGGACCUUGAACCUACUCAAGUCUUUGAUUUCCUUGGCGACAGUAUGCCAAAAUGGCUCCAGAUUCUCAAUGAGAUCCGCAAAGCCAGAUCCACUUUCGACACGACAGAAAUGUACAAGACUUUCGGACUUUUACGAAUUGAUUUCCGUACUGUGCAAGUUCGAAUUAAUGCAAAGUACGAUUCAUGGGAGCAAGAAGCCAUGCUCAAGUUUUCUCAACAGCUCAAUACCGCCAUGCGGGAUCUUUGCGGUGUGAUUGAAACUAAUCGUCGUGAUCUUGAACUUAUGAAUACUGACUUUACUUUUACAGAUCAGGUUGUCGCUACUGUUACUAAAGUCCAAGCAUGCAAUAUCUCGUUGCAAAAGUGGGAGAAAGAAGUUAAUCUUUAUCUUAAUGGUCAGACGGUACUUUCACGUUACCGGUUCCGGUUCCCCUCUAACUGGCUCUACGUUGAACAACUUGAAAGUGAGUUUUCAGCACUCGGUGAAAUUCUUGAAAAGAAAUCAGCCAUUAUUGAGUCCCAGAUUGAUGCUAUUCGGGCCCGCGUUCAAAACGAGAUGAAGCGCCUUACUGACCGCAUCAACAAUCUUGAUCGCCAAUGGGAGCAGGACAAACCUAUUGCAGGAUCUCUUAAUCCUUCAAACGCUCUUCAGCUUUUACAACGAUUUGAAACUGAGGCAUCUUCGCUUUUGGCAUCUGCUGAGCUUUUGGCUAAAGCAUCGAAUGCACUCGACUUAACAUUCAAAGUUUCUAGCAGUCUUGAGCCAAUUCUCGAAGAAAUUCGUGAUUUUAACUCUGUAUGGUCUGCACUGGAGAGUAUUUGGAACUCCAUAAACGACCUUAAGGAAACACCUUGGGCUAGCAUUGUCCCUCGUAAAAUCCGCAAAAGUCUUGAUGAUCUUGUGGAAAUGACUAAGGGUAUGCCUACACGGAUUCGUCAGUACGCUGCAUUUGAGCAUAUCCAGACCGUGCUUAAGAAUCUCAUUAGAGCUCAACCGUUGCUUGUGGAUCUUAAGGGUGAUGCUAUUCUUGAACGUCAUUGGCAAAAGAUUUUUAAGCGUCUUUCAAAAAAUCAAACUAUUUUCUACAACUCGUUAACACUCGGCGACGUUUGGGGGCUUGGCCUGUUGGAAAACUCUGCAGCUAUCAAAGACAUUGUUGCUGAAGCACAAGGUGAGCUUGCUCUUGAGAUCUUUUUGCGCCAGGUGCGUCAAGUGUGGUCCAACUACGAGCUCCAACUCAUCAACUACAAAAACACAUGCCGUCUUAUCAAGGGAUGGGACGAAUUGUUCCAAACGUGCAGCGACCAUUUGAACUCACUGAGCGCCAUGCACCACUCACACUACUUUAAGGUCUUUGAAGAGGAAGCACGCGGAUGGGAAGAGAAGCUUAACCGCGUUCACGUUCUUUUUGACGUCUGGAUUGAUGUCCAGCGCCAGUGGGUUUACCUAGAAGGCGUUUUUAACAACAACUCAGAAAUCAAGCACAUUCUACCUGUCGAAUCUUCACGCUUCCAGAGCAUUAAUUCAGAGCUUUUUGUUAUUUUGCGCAAGGUAUACAAAUCGCCUCUUGUCCUUGAUGUUCUCAACAUUCCUGGUGUCCAGCAGUCUAUUGAACGUCUUGCAGAUCUUCUUUCCAAGGUUCAAAAGGCGCUUGGUGAGUACUAUGAGCAGGAGCGUCAACGUUUUGCUCGCUUUUACUUUAUUGGCGAUGACGACUUGCUUGAAAUUAUUGGCAACUCCAAUGAUAUUAAUAGAGUUGAAAAACAUCUUUCCAAAAUGUUUGCUGGUAUUGCCGGGCUUUUGCAUGACGGCCUCCAAAUUACUGGUGUCCGCUCUAAAGAGGGUGAAGAAGUUCAACUUAUUUCGCCAAUUAAUUUGGCCAAGACGCCCAAGGUGGUCGACUGGUUGCUAGAGCUUGAACAAAAUGUUUGCAUUUCACUUUCGACUAUUCUCGGCGACUCCACCCAAUCAUUUACAAGUGUAUUUAAUAAUACAGAUGCUCUUGUUCCUUGGUUGCAAUCUGUGCCAUCUCAGAUCUCCAUUGUCACAUCCCAAGUUUUUUGGACUAAGGCUGUAGAAAAUGCAGUCACUUCUCCCGAUGAUUUGCGUUCACUACGUGAAGUAUAUGCACAAAUACUGAGCCAUUUAGCACAGUCUGUUCUCAAAGAUCUUUCCAUCAUUGACCGCAAAAAAUGCGAAAGUUUUAUUACUGAGAUUAUUCACCAGCGUGACGUUGUUACUCAGCUAAUUGAUACUGGCGUUAAUUCUGUCGAUGACUUUUCUUGGCAAUCACAGCUUCGCUAUUAUUAUGAUGAGGACAUCGAAAACCCUACUCUUCGUCUUACAGUCAUUCAGGCCAAGGCCGAAUUUAAGUACGGGUUUGAAUAUCUCGGUAUGCCCGACCGUCUUGUUUCCACACCACUCGUUGACAAGUGCUUCUUAGCAAUGACCCAAGCACUUGACCAGCGACUUGGUGGGUCGCCUUUUGGUCCUGCAGGCACAGGAAAGACAGAGUCUGUAAAGGCGCUGGGUCACAACCUCGGUAAAUACGUUGUUGUUUUUUGCUGCGACGAGUCUUUUGAUUUCCAGGCAAUUGGCCGCAUUCUUACAGGUGUGUGCCAGGUUGGUGCAUGGGGCUGCUUUGAUGAGUUCAACAGAUUAAAUGAACAGAUUCUUUCUGCAGUCUCCACACAGAUUGAGGCAAUCGAACUCGGUAUUAAAGAAUCCAUCAACACCAACACACAAUCUGUGAUUGAGCUAGUGGGUCGAACUGUUUCUAUUGACGAUAAUACAGGCAUUUUUAUUACAAUGAAUCCUGAGUAUACUGGUAGAAACACCCUACCAGAGAAUCUAAAACGCCUUUUCCGCAGUUUUUCCAUGGCCAAACCUGACAAAGAAAUUAUUGCCGAAGUUAUUCUCAAUUCCCAAGGAUUCAUUCAUGCCAAAAAGCUUGCACAGAUUGUUGUUCCCUUCUUCACUGAACUUCAAAACCGUCUCUCGUCACAAAUCCAUUAUGAUUUUGGUUUACGUGCACUUAAAAAUGUGCUGGCUACUUCUGGUACUCUUAAGCGUGCACAACUCUCGGACCAGUCUUUUAAAGAUACUGAUACCUGGGAAGCUUCCAUUAUUUUGCAAUGUUUGCGUGAAACAGUUGCUCCCAAGCUUGUGGCAGAAGACACUCAAAUCAUGUUGGCCAUUGAGGAAACUCUUUUCCCUAAUAUUACCUACAAGGGUUCACAUUCUCCCGAGCUCGAAGCUAGCAUUCGUUCUUUUGCAGAAACCAAUGGCCAUGUUGUCUCAGACGAGUGGCUAGCAAAGGUUAUUCAACUUUACCAGUUUCAAAAGAUCCACCAUGGUAUCAUGCUUGUUGGAGCUGCUGGUUGUGGUAAAUCAAGCGUAUGGCGCACACUUUUGGAUGCGUUGCAAACUGUUGAAAAGACAGAAAGUGUCUUCCAUUUGAUCGAUCCCAAAGUUAUGUCCAAAGAAGUUCUUUUCGGAAGUCUUGACUCUACAACACGUGAGUGGACUGACGGGUUUUUUACUGCGAUUUUGCGUCGCAUUGUCGAAAACUUGCGUGGUGAAGACCAGAAACGCCACUGGAUUGUAUUUGAUGGUGAUGUUGACCCUGAAUGGGCUGAAAAUUUGAACUCUGUUUUGGAUGACAAUAAGAUUCUUACCCUUCCCAAUGGUGAACGCAUCUCUCUUCCAGACAAUGUCCGCAUUCUUUUUGAGGUUGAGAAUCUCAAGUAUGCAACACCUGCCACUGUCAGUCGUUGUGGUAUGAUUUGGUUUGGACCAAACGUUGUUACAAGCCGCAUGCAGCUUUCUCGAUUUUUAUUUCAACUCAAGGACAAUGCCUAUGAUGAUGUUGAAGAAGAUAUUUCUGGACUUAAUACUGCAGAUAUUCAGGCUGAAUUAAUUGUUCAUAUCAGGUCUGUUUUUAAUGAACUUGAUAUUGACAGUCUUCUUUCUUUUGCAGCUGAACUCAAUCAUGUUAUGGAGUUCAAAAACGUGCGUGCACUUUACUCGGCCUUUUCUUUCAUCGACUCGGCAUGUCUCAAAAUUUUACUCUUUAUGAACCAACAUUUGGAGUAUUCAAUUGAUGCUGACCAACGUCAAGCAUACAUUAAAAGGUCAGUUCUGCUUUCUCUUGUUUGGGCGCUUGCCGGUGAUUGUUUGAUUAGAGACCGUGAAGCUUUUGGAAAGCACCUUUUGUCGCUUGCACCAUUUUCUACUCUUGGCCUUGAUCACACAACUUUGUUGAUUGACUACGAUGUCAACUUACCUUCAGCUCAAUGGGAAAAGUGGAUUGAUAAGGUUCCCCGGGUGGAUCUUGAAACACACUCUAUCAUUCAGACUGAUGUGGUGGUGCCUACGCUUGACACUGUUCGUCACGAGAGCUUGAUUUACAGCCUUCUUAAUAGUCAUCGACCUAUUGUACUUUGUGGUCCUCCAGGUUCUGGUAAAACAAUGACUUUAUUUGGUGCUCUUCGAAAGUCGCCAAACCUCGAUGUUAUGGGUCUUAAUUUUUCCAAGGCUACGACACCCAACCUGCUCAUCAAAUCGCUUGAGCAACAUUGUGAGUACAAAAAGACUAUGAAUGGCAUGACCCUUUGCCCCUCGCAAAUUGGCCGUUGGCUUGUUGUAUUCUGUGAUGAAAUUAAUUUGCCUGAACGGGAUCGUUACGGAACUCAGCGUGCUAUUUCACUUCUUCGUCAGAUGAUUGAGCAGCAAGGAUUUUGGAGUCCUACCAAGAAGCAAUGGAUUACACUCUCUCAUAUUCAGUUUGUGGGUGCUUGUAACCCGCCUACUGAUGUUGGCCGCCAGGAGCUCAACAUGCGUUUCCUGCGCCAUACUGCUGUGGUUCUUGUUGAUUAUCCUGGUGAAACAUCACUGCAUCAAAUUUAUGAGACUUUUAAUUCAGCCAUCCUUAAGACCGUUCCCUCACUACGUGGCUAUGCCAACAUUCUUACGAGCGCAAUGAUUGAAUUUUACAUGUGUUCACAGGCACAGUUUUCAAACUCAAAGCAUUCUCACUACAUUUAUUCACCGCGUGAACUUACUCGUUGGUGCCGUGGCAUCUACGAAGCCAUCCAUCCCCUUGAACAUCUUUCUUUAGAGGGCCUUGUUAGAAUCUGGGCACAUGAAGCUCUUCGUUUAUUUCAUGAUAGACUUGUUCAAGAUGACGAAAGAAAAUGGACUCACGAACUUUUGCACAAUGUUGCUUACAAGCAUUUUGUCAAUGUGGAUCUUAUCACUACUCUUAAAAUGCCUAUUUUGUAUUCCAAUUGGCUUACCAAGGAUUACUUGCCUGUUGAUGGUGAUGAGCUCAAGGCUUUUGUUAAAGCUCGCAUGAAAACUUUCUGUGAAGAAGAUCUUGACAAGCCACUCAUUUUAUUUGACGAUCUUCUUGAUCAUAUUCUUCGCAUUGACCGUGUUCUUAGACAACCCCAAGGUCAUCUGAUUUUAAUCGGUCUAAGUGGUAGCGGCAAAACAACAUUAUCUCGAUUUGUUGCUUGGAUGACCGGCCUACGUGUUGUUCAACUUAAAACAACACGAAAAUACACACAAGAGGAUUUUGACACUGAUUUGCGCCACAUUUUGCGUCGUGCGGGUACUAAUGGCGAAAAGAUUUGCUUUAUUCUUGAUGAGUCUAAUAUCCGUGAGGCCACUUUCCUUGAACGAAUGAAUACACUUUUGGCUAAUGGUGAAGUUCCUGGCCUGUUUGAAGGUGACGAUUUUACGACUCUCAUGACUGCUUGCAAGGAAGGAGCUCUUCGUCAAAGUCUUAACCUUGAUUCACAAGACGAGCUUUACAAGUGGUUCACAAGCGAAAUCAUCCGAAACCUGCAUGUCAUUUUUACUCUUAACCCCCCUGAUGAUGACCUUUCUUCACAUGCCGUUGCAUCCCCAGCUCUUUUCAACCGUUGUGUUUUGAAUUGGAUGGGUGACUGGUCUGACGCUUCUCUAUUCCAAGUUGCUUCUUCUUUGACUGAAUUCUUAAGUAUUGACCGUUCGGAAUUUAAGGUUUCUGAAAAUGCGACUGCAUUACUUCCCAAGAUAUAUCCCUUGAGCUCUUACCGUGCAACUUUGGUUAAUGCCAUGGUAUACACUCAUAAAAGCGUUCUGGACCUUAACAAAUCGUUCAAACUCUCUAUUUCUCCCAGUGAUUUUUUAGAUUUUGUCAACCACCUUGUUAGAAUUUUCCAUGAAAAGAGUGAAGAACUGGAAGAUCAACAGCGUCACUUUAACGUGGGUGUUGAAAAGCUUUUGGAUACUGUUCUGAAGGUACGUGAACUUAAGGCCAACUUGGCAGAAAAGAAAUCGCGCUUGGAAAUCAAGAGCGAUGAAGCCAAGCAAACGCUCCAGCGUAUGGUUGCUGAACAGAAUGAGGCCGAGCGCAAGCGUGAAGCGUCAAUUAAAAUUCAGAGGGCUCUUAAGGUACAAGAGCAAGAAAUUGCUAUGCGCCAAGAAAUCGUCUUGAAUGACUUGGCUGUUGCUGAACCUGCUGUUAUCGAAGCUCAAAAGAGCGUCAGCAAUAUUAAAAAGCAGCAUCUUACAGAGCUGAGAUCCAUGGUCAACCCCCCAGAGGCUGUUAAACUUGCUCUUGACUCUGUGUGUACAUUGCUUGGAUACAAUGCACAAACUUGGAAGGAGAUUCAGGCUUAUGUACGUCGUGAUGAUUUCAUCUCCAACAUUGUCAAUUUUGAUAGUGAAUCACAAAUGACACCCACUCUGCGACACAGAAUGGAAAGUGAGUUUUUGUCACUGCCUAAUUUCAAUUUUGAAACAGUCAACAGAGCCAGUAAGGCAUGUGGGCCAUUGCUACAAUGGGUAGAGGCUCAAGUUAACUAUGCUUCAAUACUUGAGCGUGUUGGUCCUUUGCGUGAAGAAGUUUAUACUCUCGAAGAAGAAGCUAACCAGACCAAAGCUCAAGCCAAGGCCAUUAUUGAUAUGAUUGGCGAGCUCGAACAAAGCAUUGAGAAAUUCAAAGAUGAUUACGCUGUUCUUAUCACAGAGGUGCAGACUAUCAAGAGUGAAAUGGUUGCUGUCGAAAACAAGGUCAGCCGUAGUAAAGUUUACCUGGUGAUGAUUUUGCUUUCUGCUGCUUUCAUGACUUAUGCCGGUUACUAUGAUCAACCUGUUCGUGAGCGCAUUUACAUGAUCUGGAGGAACUUUUUGGAAAAUUCUGGCAUUCCGUUCCAUAAAGACAAUACACUUGGAAACUACCUUGCCACUGGAGAACAACGUCUUAAAUGGCGUAGCGCUGAUCUUCCUCCUGACAAUCUUUAUGUUGAGAACGCGGUCAUGAUCUCUCGAUAUGACCGCUACCCUCUCAUUAUUGAUCCAACAGCACGUGUUAUUUCAUUUCUGGAGAAGCAGCACAGUAACAAAAAGCUCACUGUCACUAGUUUCCUUGAUGAUGCAUUUGUGAAGCACUUGGAAAGCGCCAUCCGUUUUGGCAACCCAAUUCUCAUUCAAGAUGCUGAAUACCUUGAUCCCAUUCUUUCCCAGAUUCUCAAUAAGGAAUACAAAAAGACAGGUGGUCGUGUUUUGAUAGAACUUGGAAAUCAAGAUAUUGAUUUCUCAAAAGACUUUAAAUUGUAUUUGCUUACACGCGAUCCAUCUAUUGUCAUUCCUCCACACAUUAGCGCUCGCACCACCAUUGUUAACUUUAGUGUUACACGAAGCAGUUUGGAAAGUCAGACAUUGAAUCAGGUUCUGAGAGCAGAAAGACCUGAUGUCGAAGAGAAGCGUCUACAAUUGAUUCAAUUGCAGAGUGAAUACAAGGUUCACCUUAGACAGCUUGAAUCGCAGUUGUUACAAGCGCUCAACGAAUCCGAGGGCAACAUUCUUGACAAUGAGAAGAUUAUUGACACCCUUGAAAAGCUUAAGGUCGAGGCAGCUGAAAUCAGUGCCAAGGUGGAAGAAACAGAUAACGUUAUGACGACAAUUGAUGAAGUAAUGAAUCAGUACCGUCCGCUGGCUGUGCACUGCGGUAAGAUCUUUGCAAUUUUGGAAAAACUUCAUCUCAUCAACCCAUUUUACCAGUUUUCGCUUGAAUACUUUUUAAAGAUUUUUUCUUCUCUUUGGACCACUGGAGCUAAAUCAGACAUGUCAUCUUCUCGUGUUUCUGAGCUCAUAAAUCUUAUCUAUGCCAACACCUUCAAUGCUACCUCUGCGUCGCUUCUUAACAAGGAUAAGCCUGCAUUUAUGCUGUUGCUUGCUCAGGCUUACAGUUCUGACAUUGGCCCUAAUAAGCUUGCUCGGGUGUUGAACAAGCACGAUCUUAAAGGUAUCAACAUUGACGAGCCUGGGUGGUUCUCUAAGAUUGAGGGAAUUUUGGAUGAAUUUGCUGACAUUGACAUCAACUCUGUCGAUGAGCCAUCGUUGACAGAUGCUCUCAAGAACCGCAAAGGUGGAUCUGUGCCUAUCAAUAUUUGGGGUGAAACAUGCAGCGAAGCGUUGCGCCAGCUAUACAAUCUUCUUUUGGUCAAGCUUGUUCAGCCUAAAGAAUUUUUGGAGUAUGUGAACAACUUUUGCGGUUCUUUGUUUCCAUUUCCUUUGGAUAUGAAUUGCGAUUUGGAGGAUUUGAUUUUAAGCCACAGUGAUAGUUCCACACCACUUGCCCUUUGUGCUACUAGAGGUAGUGACCCCUCGUUCAAGGUUGAAACUGUUUUGAACCGACUUGGCAAAAAGUGUGAGAUUGUGGCACUUGGAUCUAAGGAAGGAAACUUGAAUGCAGACAAAGCUAUUUUGACUGGAUCGCAAAAAGGCACCUGGGUAUUGAUUCAAAACGUGCACUUGUCACCAUCGUGGCUUGAAAAGUUGGAAAAACAUGUUUUGUCUACACGUCACCAUCCUGACUUUAGACUACUAUUGACAAUGCAGACAAGUGCACGAAUUCCUACAACAUUGCUGCGCCUGUCUCGUGUGGUCAUGUUUGAACCGCCAUGGGGUAUCAAAUCUAGCAUGCAGGCCAGCUUGCGGCUCAACAAUGCCACCCGUCUUUUGCGGCCGCCGAUUGAGCGUGGUAGACUAUACUUUCUUUUGGCAUGGCUUCACGGUGUGCUACAAGAACGUGGACGGCUGGUGCCACUUGGAUGGACUAAGCCAUAUGAUUUCAAUGAUGCAGACUUUGAGAGUGGUGCCUACGUGAUUGAUGUAUGGGUCGACGCGGUGGCUGGUACCAGGACAAAUGUGGCUCCUGCCGGAUUGCCCUGGCAAGCUAUCAGGGGUUUGCUGACCGACACUGUUUAUGGUGGAAAGAUUGAUCGCACGGAGGACUGUGAAGUGUUAGACAAAUUGGUGCGCAGUGUGUUCACCCCUGACGCGUAUAACCUUGGAUUCUCUCUUGUCACUGAUGGAUCGCUUCUUGCACCAGAAGGCAGUGGACUACCUGCAUUCAAUGAUUGGGUUGAACGACUGCCAGACCGACAACAACCUCCAGAGUGGCUGGGCUUGCCAGCGCAUGUUGAACAGUCGAUGAGGGAAAUUGAGGGUGAAGAAACUGCGUGUGCUAGUGUGACUGUGUUAGAAAGUUUAGUAGGAUAA